GAAAAACGGAGGAUAUAACAGUAAAUAGAGAAAAGAGAUAGAGAUAACUAAAUAUAGAAUUUGAAACGAGUGGCCGUUUGAAAUCCAAAUGAGAAGGAAACCUUUCCAGACAAUUUCAAAAUCACUUCUUCUCAGACACUGUCCAAAGCUUUCGUCUUUGUCUGGUUAGAUUCUCCAGAGAUAGAAGACGAUGACAGGUCUUGCGAUGGCGGCAAAGGGAGGGAGAGAAGGAAAGGAAACCUCGUCGGAGGAUGAGCAGAACCAGCAGCAACUGUCGGUGCUUGAGUUUCUGUUGUCGGCGCUCCGGAGAUCGAUGGUGUCGUGUCGGGUGGACAGCCGACAAGAUGACGGCCAAGGGACCUGUCAUCGACUGGACAUCGGACGGCCGACGAACGUCCGGCACAUCACCCACGUGACCUUCGACCGAUUCCACGGAUUUCUGGGCCUCCCACUCGAGCUCCAGGUCGAGAUCCCUUGUCGGGUCCCAAGUGCAAGUGUGAGUGUCUAUGGUGUGUCGGCGGAAUCAAUGCAGUGUUCUUAUGAUCAGAAAGGAAACAGCAUUCCGACGAUUCUGCUGCUAAUGCAGGAAAGGCUGUAUUCCCAUGGAGGUCUCAAGGCUGAAGGAAUUUUCCGGAUAAAUCCGGAGAACGGGCAAGAAGAGCAUGUCAGAGGCCAACUGAACAGAGGUAUCGUUCCUGAAAACGUCGAUGUACAUUGUCUGGCCGGUCUUAUAAAAGCCUGGUUCAGAGAGCUACCUUCUGGAGUUCUCGACGGGCUUUCUCCUGAACAAGUUCUGAACUGCAACACCGAAGAAGAAUCCGUUGAGCUUAUAAAGCAGUUGAAACCAAUGGAGUCUGCUUUGCUCAAUUGGGCUAUUGAUCUUAUGGCCGACGUUGUUGAGGAAGAAGACUCAAACAAAAUGAAUGCGAGGAACAUAGCCAUGGUUUUUGCUCCUAACAUGACUCAGGUGACAGAUCCAUUGACGGCUCUGAUGCAUGCUGUCCAAGUGAUGAACUUGCUUAAGACCCUCAUCAUGAAAACGCUAGCAGAGCGAGACGAGGCGGCAACUGCAUCAGUUGGAUAUUCUCCAUCGCAUUCUUCUCUUUCCCAGACAGAUGACGAAUCCGACCAUCCCCAGGACAUGGAUGUCAGCUGUGAGUCACAAGGGAUGGAUUCAGAAUCUGGAGGUGAAGAAGAAAAUCUCAUCCAGUCAAUCGAUCAAGACAGGGAUGAUGUUGAGUCAGAGUCACUAAGUGCGAUAGAGAAAUGCUUCUUGAGGAAGCUCAACGAUGAUAGAAUCUCAAACGACGGUAUCUGCCAAGACUGGAUCCCGAACCGUUCAUGUGAAGUAUCUUGAACUGUGAAGUAUCAAAGGGCUUAGCCCACUUACGGUAGCAUUUUGCUCUUUUCCCACGUGUGUCCAGACACAACCUGUUCGUAGCUCCAUUGCCUGAAGGAUCAAAACAAGAAGAAGAAUGAAAAAAUGGUUCUGCCUGUAAAUCAUUACAGAGAUUAGGUUCGGUUUGUUAAGAGUGGGAAGGCAAAGUCAGUGGUUUGUUGGCUCCAUAACAUUGUUGUUUGUAGCGUUUGUCGUUUGAUGUGUAAGCAGAUCUCUAACCUUCAUGAAUGAAUUUGGUGACCGAUCUCUAGGUUUGCCCUGAAAAAUCUUUGUUAAAGAUGCAAACUCUAUGCC
This is a messenger RNA of Tarenaya hassleriana, 1693 nucleotides long. Its product is annotated as rho GTPase-activating protein 2-like. Gene Ontology annotation, molecular function: GTPase activator activity. The record is from RefSeq and is a predicted model, not a curated record. The transcript is spliced from 4 exons. Gene Ontology annotation, biological process: signal transduction. NCBI's taxonomy places the organism in Eukaryota, Viridiplantae, Streptophyta, Magnoliopsida, Brassicales, Cleomaceae. The coding region runs from base 191 to 1357 and encodes 388 amino acids.